Molecule: messenger RNA, 1899 nt
Organism: Lactuca virosa
Lineage: Eukaryota; Viridiplantae; Streptophyta; Magnoliopsida; Asterales; Asteraceae
Source: the annotation of a GenBank genome assembly
AUGGCCCUAAAUAUACGUACAGUCUUUCUGUACGUAUUGGCAUCCAUCGUCUUCCUCGCUUCCGUCUAUCAUAUCCUCAUACCAACCGCCUCCAUCUCCUCCGAUCGCCGCCAUUCCCCAUCUUUCAACCCCCAACUCUACAUUCCAAACCCUCGCCUCCGACCUUACGUCGACAAUAACCUAAUCAUUCACGAGCAUGACGCGGUUACCCCCGCCGCCACCAACGAUACUCGAACAGUUCCAGAAGAAAGCACAAACUCGGUUGGAUUCAUUGCGGAUGAUACGAUUCAGUUUAAACCACAAAUUCCUCAGAGUCGGAACAUCUCGACUGAAAUUGAAGGUACUGUUCUAUCUAACACCACCAUCGUUACCAAUGUUGAUUCUGUUUUCGAAGAAACUGGGAGCAAGAAUAAUUCGCUCCAUGUGUAUCUGAACUCUGAAUCAUCGAUUAUGAAUGUUUCGAUUUUGUUUCCUUCUUGGGAGGUGCUCGUGAUUGUAUCGUUGGAGUUCGGAGAUGAUACAGAUUAUACAUCCUAUUUUUGUUUAUUUGACACAAAUGAGAUAUCUCCGGCUAGAUUUUCGGGAACGUUGACGUCUCCGGAUCGGAAAACUUUCACUUGCCAGCUCCCGAUGCGAAUCCGUCGAAGACUACCGUUCCGUCACCCAAGGCUGAUAAAAACUUCAGAUCAGGCUAAAAUGACGUCCAAUCCGUUGCAAUCGCCGUCAUCGGAGCUCCUCCGAUGGAACUUCAUCGUCUACAACAUCAUCGAAACGGAGAACGACAUCGUUUUAUUCGCGAAAGGCAUCAACAAUCGCCAAGGAAUCAACAGAAGCCCAACAGAAUUCAAAUGCCUUUUCGGUGACAAUACUGUAAACGGCGUUACAACUUCCGUUACUAGUUCAAUGCAAGAAGUCUUCAGAUGUCAACGCCCUGAUUUAACGGCGUUUAGUCAGAAUCCAGUCAUAGCCUCUCUCGUAAUCCUACAAACUAACCAGGUCGUCCCAUCUAUAGCAUUCUACGCACCAGAGCGCAAGGUAGCAAUAGCCAGCCCCAAAAAGUCGCUAUUGUGCGCAUGUACCAUGGUCUACAAUGUAGCCAAGUUCUUAAAAGAAUGGGUGAUGUACCAUUCCAAAAUCGGGGUUGACAAAUUCAUUUUAUAUGACAACGGUAGUGAUGAUGAUUUGGGCAAAAUCGUAAAUUUGUUAAAAUCAAAAGGGUACAAUAUUGAGACUCGUUUUUGGCUAUGGCCGAAAACUCAAGAAGCAGGUUUUUCACACGCAGUAUUGCUUGAGAAAAACUCAUGUCAUUGGAUGAUGUACAUUGACAUAGACGAAUUCAUCUACUCUCCAUUAUGGGCUUCAUCACCACCUUCAAAAUUACUGUUACCCUCACUGCUACCAUCACGUCCAUACGGACAGAUCAUGAUCCGCUGUUUAGAAUUUGGUCCCUCGAAUCUAAAGAAACACCCGUCAAUGGGUGUAACACAAGGUUACACUUGUAGAAAAGAAAUGGAAAAUAGACACAAAUCAAUUGUUUUGCUUGAUGCGAUUGAUGAAUCUUUAUUAAACGCGAUUCAUCAUUUUAAACUGAAAGAAAGGUAUAAGAGUAUAAAAGUACAUCUUGACACUGUUGUUGUCAACCAUUAUAAAUUUCAGGCGUGGCCUGAGUUUAAGGCAAAGUUUAGAAGAAGGGUGUCUGCUUAUGUGGUGGAUUGGACGCGAUCGGUGAAUUUACAGUCGAAUGAUCGGACGCCUGGACUUGGGUACCGUGCAGUUGAGCCGGAAGGAUGGGCGGAGAGGUUUUGUGAAGUGUAUGAUCAUAGGCUAAAAGAUUUGACAAGAAGAUGGUUUGGAAGACGAGAUGAUAGAAUGAUAUUUCGUAUGGAAUGGCAAAAAUGA